This is a messenger RNA of Tilletiopsis washingtonensis, 813 nucleotides long. RefSeq lists its product as hypothetical. Bases 1 to 813 code for a protein of 270 amino acids. The record is from RefSeq and is a predicted model, not a curated record. NCBI's taxonomy places the organism in Eukaryota, Fungi, Basidiomycota, Exobasidiomycetes, Entylomatales. The transcript is spliced from 3 exons.
AUGAGCGAGCUCGCCGCAGCGGACAGCGAGCCAGACUUGCGCGAGAGGGCGCGGCGCUGGGCCGCGGCGCCGCUCAGCGCCGACGCCCUCGUCUGGCCGCUCUACCUCAACACGUUCGGCACCGGCCUGCUCGACGCCACGAGCGUCGGUGCGUUUGGCGUAUUCUCGUCGAACCAGACGGGCAACGCCAUCCUGCUGCUCUCGCGCGCCAUCGGCGUGCGGCAGGCGUACGCGCCGCAGACGGGCCCGGCACUGCUGACGACGGGCGUCAGUCUGGCGGCCUUCCUGCUCACCGCCUUCGUCGCUGGGCGCAUCGGCCUGGCGCGCGGCCACCGCAGCCGCUGGUGGCUGCUGCUCUCGCUGGCGCUGCAGGCCGUCGUGCUGCUCGUCUGCGCCGUGCUCGUCGAGGUGCACGUGCUGCCCGUCGGCGCCUACGAGCCGCCCGAGCUCGUCGACCCGGCGCUCGACGCCAUUCCCAUUGCGCUGCUUGCCGCCACGGCGGGCCUGCAGGUGUCGCAGGCGCGCUGCUCGGGCGUGCAGGAGGUGCCCACCGCCAUGCUCACGUCGCCGAUGGUCGACCUCGUCGUGCAUCCGCGCCUCUUUGCGCCGCUGGGCGCCAGCAAGGACCAGGACGACCCGCAGGGCGUGCACUCGCGCAACAUCCGCCUCAUCUACGUCAGCCUCUUCCUCGCCGGCAUCGCCGUCGGCGCCGCCGUCCACAUCCGCAGCGGCGUCGCGGCAGUCACGUUCUUUGCGUUCGCUCUGCGCAUCGUCACGGCCGCGCUCGUGUGCCUGCUGCCGGUAGAGUCAUAG